Molecule: messenger RNA, 3442 nt
Organism: Lagopus muta (rock ptarmigan)
Lineage: Eukaryota; Metazoa; Chordata; Aves; Galliformes; Phasianidae
Gene: RAD23B
Product: RAD23 homolog B, nucleotide excision repair protein
Exons: 10
Coding region: 175-1383 (402 amino acids)
Biological process (GO): proteasome-mediated ubiquitin-dependent protein catabolic process; nucleotide-excision repair
Cellular component (GO): cytosol; nucleoplasm
Molecular function (GO): polyubiquitin modification-dependent protein binding; proteasome binding; ubiquitin binding
Source: RefSeq, a predicted model, not a curated record
GCCCGCAGCCGUUACUCCUCGCACCCGCUGCCUUCCGCUCGCUCAGUCCCGGGAGCCGCCGCGUCUGCCCGGGGCCGUGAGGCGACAGCGCGCCGCCGCUCCGCCUCCACUCUUCCCGCUGUGCCGUGUCGUACGGCGAUCCGGGGUGCCGGACGGCCCGCCGCCACCGCCGCCAUGCAGAUCACCCUGAAGACGCUGCAACAGCAGACGUUCCGCAUCGACAUCGACCCCGAGGAGACGGUGAAGGCGCUGAAAGAGAAGAUAGAAUCAGAAAGGGGGAAAGAUGCUUUUCCAGUUGCUGGUCAAAAACUAAUUUAUGCAGGUAAAAUUCUUAAUGAUGAUACUGCUCUUAAAGAGUACAAAAUAGAUGAGAAGAACUUCGUGGUGGUUAUGGUGACAAAACCCAAAGCAGCAACUGCAACUACAGCAACUCAGCAGACUAAUUCCACUACUGGCAUUAGUGUAACAACUGCAGAUCCCACACCAGUCUCUGCACCAGCUCCUGCAGCUGCUCCUGUGCCAGUUCCUGUCCCUACCACUCCAGCACCAGCUGCAGUUGCUUGUGAAUCUGCACCUGUGAGUACUCCUAAUGAAGAAAAGCCAGCAGAAAAACCACCAGAGGCACCAACUGCUGUCAGCCUAUCAUCAAAUGAAAGUACAACAGGUGAUACAUCUCGAUCAAAUCUUUUUGAGGAUGCUAUAAGUGCACUUGUGACAGGUCAGUCCUAUGAAAAUAUGGUGACUGAAAUCAUGUCCAUGGGUUAUGAACGUGAGCAAGUAAUUGCAGCGCUGAGAGCCAGCUUCAACAAUCCGGACAGAGCAGUGGAAUACCUUUUAAUGGGUAUACCUGGAGAUAAUCAGGCUAUGGCUGAACCAACUCAAGCAGCAAGCACUGGUACCUCUCAGUCUUCAGCAGUGGCAGCAGCUGUAGCAACCAUACCUACAACUGCUACUUCACUUGGAGGACAUCCUCUUGAGUUCUUGCGAAAUCAGCCUCAAUUCCAGCAGAUGAGACAAAUCAUUCAGCAAAAUCCUUCUCUGUUACCAGCAUUGCUGCAACAGAUUGGACGGGAAAAUCCUCAACUACUGCAGCAAAUAAGUCAACAUCAGGAGCAUUUUAUUCAUAUGUUGAAUGAGCCAGUUAUAGAGUCUCGACAAGGUUUAAGUGGCAGUGAUGAUAGUGCCAGCACUGGAGGAGUAGCAGAUGCUGGAAAUGGUCAUAUGAGCUACAUUCAAGUAACACCUCAGGAAAAAGAAGCUAUUGAACGGCUAAAGGCAUUAGGAUUUCCUGAAGGACUUGUGAUACAAGCAUAUUUUGCUUGUGAGAAGAAUGAAAACUUGGCCGCCAAUUUUCUUCUACAACAAAACUUCGAUGAAGAUUGAGAGACUUUUUUUUUUUUUUAAUGCUACACCUCACACCAGUGCAUUACACUAACUUUGUUCACUGGAUUGUCUGGGAUAUUUGGGCUUAUAUUCUUAAUGCUUGGGGUAUGGUGUAUGAGGAGGGAGAAGAAAAUGUGGUAAACCAAGUAAAGAAAACAGUAAGCAUUUCUGCUUUAAAUUAGCAGAUGCAGCAAACCACACAGUGUAAAAUACAACCAAAAAUGAGCUUCUGCAGACAUUUAGCUCCUUCUGUAAUGUAGUUUAACAUUUUUUCUAGGAUUUCAUUCCUGCUGUACUUUUUAUAGAAAGGUAGUGUAAUGCCUUGCUUCAUGUUCCUUUCUGUUGGUAUCAGAAAUAGCCUACACUACUAGACUCUAUAGUCUGUAUUUCAUGGCAACACUGGAAAGCAACCUUAUGACAUCUAAAAGAUCUGAUUAGAUAUAAACAUGAAUGCCAACAUGUGGGUACUUAUUUUACUGUCUGAAAUGUGUUAAAUGAGUGCAAGAAGCACAUUAUUUUAAUGCUGAAUUUAAAUGGAUUUAUUCAAAUGAAAACCUAUUUCAGCUAAUCUUGAUUAUUAAUUGAGAAAAUCUCCCACCCAUGCCACCUAUGAUUUGGGAAGGUAUAUACACAAGGAAGAUUCUCCUUGUUCACUUGUUUUCUUUUGGGAAAAAUUCAUAGAUACCUUAUUACUGUUCACUUUGGUGUUAUGUUUCAGUAAAAGUGUUAAAAGCAAUAGACUGCAUUUUUGACUUUAUUGUAUGCUUUAUAGUGAACUGAAUAUCCUUUUUUUGCCAGUAGACAAAACACAAGUUUUAGUUUUGUCCAUUGCAAUGAGACUGAAUCAUCAAAUCAGAUUUCACUUUCGUACUUAUCUUGGACCAACCUUUGCAAAAGAAAAUAAAAAUACAGUUGUAAGCAUCUGAAGAUUCUGGCAUUCUGUUGAUGUUGAGAUUGUAAAAAUCAAAUUAUUUUUUGUUAAGUAAGGAUUUUUUUCCUCUCACUUUGAGGAACAGAGUUCAGAAUUUGAAGUAUCCAGCAAACAGACAAGUUUCUGCUGUCCAAAAAAAUCUGCAUGCAUACCUUCCUUUCUAUUGAAAAUAAACUCCAAUUAUAGAAUUCUUGAUUUUUUUAGAUCCUGGUACCUUCUUACCACUUUAUGUUUAGUCAUAAUAAAAUGUAGUUUUCCUUCUAUCAUACAUUCUCUGUCAGAGACAAUCUUGCAAUGCUACUGGUGAAGGCAAAUUCAAGUUUUGGCUAAAAUUACUUCAUGCAUCCUUUCCUGAACACAACUUGGGGAUAUUUUGACUUUUUACUGUUGUACUCCAAUUAACUGAAUUACAAUUUUAUCUCUGUAUUUAAUAACGAAGAUGUUAUUAGUAUCACUAGUGGUACAGCAGUGAGUUGUGCCAUUAAUGAUAGUAAUGAUUUAGUGGUACAACCAAAGAAUGAUUUCCUGCUUUGUUGGUGCAGAAGUGGAUUCAAAAACUACUUAUGCUCAGAGUAGAAGUCAAGUCCUGAGAAAAGAGAGCGAGAAAGACUGAAGCAUUUGUAUUUUGUUUCUUCUUUGCUUUGUUGUAGUCUGUAAAUAAUUAUCUGCAUCAAAUAAUUAAAUGUAAUAAAGCCUUUUGCUUUUUUCUUUAUUCUUAAACAUCUGUGAUGUUUUUCCAGAUAGCGUGUAUUUUAGUUGCUCAAAUUUCAUUAUACUCAAAUUUCAUAGGUGCAGAUUGUUUGAGUUAUCAGUGAUGCAACCAAAAUUGUAUAAGUAGAAGUGAUACUGCUAAAUGGAAAAUAAAUCUUUCAUAAUGUUUCAUUUUGCACAAAUUAACAUUAAUACCUGAGUCAGCCAGUAGGUUUUAACUAAGCAGGAAUAUCAGUGUAUUUAUGGACUUGGAGAGAUUGAUUGUAAUGAUGUAACACUCUGCACGAAAAAAAGGGGAUAAUUGUUAUAUGUAAAAGGAGCAGCUGUCAGGUGCUUGAGAAAUGCCAAACCUGAUGCAAGUACUUCUUGAAUGUACUCUACUACAUAGCUGAUAUCUAAAUAAAAAAAAAGCCUUUA